Molecule: messenger RNA, 937 nt
Organism: Marmota monax (woodchuck)
Lineage: Eukaryota; Metazoa; Chordata; Mammalia; Rodentia; Sciuridae
Gene: Plac1
Product: placenta enriched 1
Exons: 2
Coding region: 130-765 (211 amino acids)
Source: RefSeq, a predicted model, not a curated record
AGCUGCCUUCACCAGCGAGCACAAAGCCACAUUUCAAGAGACUGACAAAUUAUCCCCAGCUGCCAGAAGGAGAAAUCCUUGUCGGAAUCCUCCUGCUUCCUGUGGAUUGUCACCUGAUUGGCUGCAAAGAUGAAAGUUUUCAACGUGGUCGGAGGCAUGAUCUUGUUUGCCUCUCUGUUUUCAGCCUGCUCUGGGCAAAAUCCCAUGACUGUCCUGUGUUCCAUUGAUUGGUUCAUGGUCACGGUCCACCCCUUCAUGUUGAACAACGAUGUCUAUGUACACUUCUAUGAGCUGCAUUUGGGCCUGGGUUGCCCUGCCAACCAUGUUCAGCCACACUUCUACCAGUUUACCUACCGUGUUACUGAAUGUGGCAUCAGAGUCAAGGCUGUCUCUCAGGAUAUGGUCAUCUACAGCACUGAGUUGCACUAUGCUUCUAAGGGUACCUCCUCUAAGUAUGUGAUCCCUGUGUCAUGCGCUGCCCCCCAACGGUCCCCGUGGCUCACUCUACCCUCUCCUUUGAGAACAGCCAGCGAUAGUGCAGCCACAGCCAAGAAUGGUGAUGCGUGCUACAGCGUGUUCAGCUUGUCACAGUCCAGCGAAAGGCCCAACUGUGACUGUCCACCUUGCGUCUCUAAUGAACGGCGUACCCCGGCCUCACAUAACCAAGCAGAGGCUGAGGUGACCCAUCCUGUGCGGUCUUCUUACUUUCUUAGUGUUUGUGAAGACUGGUGUCUUCCCUCAGAUGAUCUGAUUGAACCCAUGUAGUAAGUAUGGGGUCUCUCCUGAAGAUGCCAUUUCUAGAAUUAGUUUGUAGUAUUUUCUGAUAUCAUAUAAAUAAAUGCCCUGUGAUCCUCUUAGGAGCAAUUUUGAGAAAUGGCAACUCAUAGUAACUUCUUGAUUUUGUAUUUUUAUACCUUUAUAAAGGAAAAAAAAUAAA